Molecule: messenger RNA, 1329 nt
Organism: Zingiber officinale
Lineage: Eukaryota; Viridiplantae; Streptophyta; Magnoliopsida; Zingiberales; Zingiberaceae
Product: alcohol dehydrogenase-like 4
Exons: 8
Coding region: 1-1329 (442 amino acids)
Biological process (GO): formaldehyde catabolic process
Cellular component (GO): cytosol
Molecular function (GO): S-(hydroxymethyl)glutathione dehydrogenase [NAD(P)+] activity; zinc ion binding
Source: RefSeq, a predicted model, not a curated record
AUGGUGCGGACCUGCCCCCGUGGCAGGUCCGUGUCAACGUUAGUUUUUUCCGCGUCAGUUUUUAUCCCUACAGCCCUAAUUUCUAGCCCACGCACCCGCCGACCCCUUCCUCCUUCCCCCUCCUUCGUCGCGACGCAGCCGCCGACCCCUUCCUCCUUCCUCCCUUCCCCCUCCUACGUCGCGACAGCCGCCGACCCCUUCCUCCUUCAUCGCGACAGCCGCCGACCCCUUCCUCCUUCAUCGCGACAGCCGCCGAUCCCUUCCUCCUCCUUCGUUGCGACAGCACCCGCCGACCCCUUACUCCCCUUCCUCCUCCCUCCUCCUUCAUCGCGACAGCACCCGCCGCGGGGAAACUCCACAGACGCGGAAACCUCGUCGCGCCCAAAGCUAGGGUUUCGUCCCCUUCCUCCUUCGUCGCUGUCGCACCUGCGCCCUCCGCUUCCAUCUUCUCGCUUUCGCCACGAGCAGAACUCCGCUCGCAACCGGUGCCAUCAGUACGGGUUGCAAGAGUAUCCUCGGAUCUAUGGGCACGAAGCGGCAGGGGUGGUGGAGAGCGUGGGCGAAGGUGUGGAGGACCUGCGCGCCGGCGACCACGUCGUGCCCCUUUUCAAGGGCGAGUGCGGCGACUGCGCCUACUGCAGCAACCCCGAUACUAACUUCUGCGUGCACUACCCGGUGGACGCCUCCAAGACCGUCAUGUUGAGCGACGGCCGCACAAGGUUCUCCGCCGUGGACGCCGCCACCGGCCUCCGCCGCCCCGUGCACCACUUCUUCAACGCGUCCACCUUCGCCGAGUUCACCGGGCUCGACGUCCACUGCGCCGCCAAGAUCUCGCCGGCCGCGCCGCUCGGGCACAUGUGCCUGCUCGGAUGCGGCAUUUCCACCGGUGUUGGAGCGGCAUGGAACACUGCAAACGUUACCCGAGGAUCCACCGUCGCUGUGUUUGGACUCGGUGCUGUGGGCCUGGUGGUUGCUGAAGGGGCCAGGUAUAGAAAAGCUUCCAAAAUUAUAGGCAUUGACAUCAACCCAGACAAGUUUGCUUUAGGAAAGCCAAUGGGCAUCACAGAUUUUGUCAACCCCAAAGAUCACGAGAAGCCGACGCAUGAGGUAAUCAUGCAAGCAGGUGAUAAGGCAGUUGACUUCAGCUUUGAGUGCUCUGGAAACCUUGACGUCCUGCGUGAGGCUUUCCUAUCAACCCAUGACGGAUGGGGUUUGAGUGUGAUGUUAGGUAUCCAUCCAGGGUCGAUUUUCAGGAAUUUACGAUAUGAGAUUUAUCCGUCAUGCGCCUAUGGCCUGUGUACUUACAUGAACCUCCCUUCAUAUUCAUAA